This is a messenger RNA of Solenopsis invicta (red fire ant), 5596 nucleotides long. RefSeq names its product protein BCL9 homolog (gene lgs). The record is from RefSeq and is a predicted model, not a curated record. The coding region runs from base 833 to 4459 and encodes 1208 amino acids. NCBI's taxonomy places the organism in Eukaryota, Metazoa, Arthropoda, Insecta, Hymenoptera, Formicidae. The transcript is spliced from 7 exons.
AAUCAAAGCGACCAUGAAGUGACAAAUAAAGUCGGGGAUCGAGAGAACAAUGCUCGCGCGUACGACGGCAAGGAGGACACCCCGAGUCGCGCAGGUAGCGUGCGUUCGCCCCACCGUUUGAUACCCGGACCCGCCGCCGCGUCCGUGCGAGUGGCCCCGCGGCGUGAACGCGCCGCGCACCGCCACUGCUCCGCCACCACCGCCGCAGCCGCAGCAGCCGCGCGCGACACACACCACACAGCAGCAGCAGCAGCAGUAGCAGUAGCAGUAGCAGCAGCAGCAACAGCAGCCGAAAAGGUGCUCACCGUGGAGGUGAGGGUGACACUUGGGACGAACUUUCUCCCACGCGGCCAAGUGCUACAGGACUAUCGGUGCGUUCCGGCGCAGCUUCCAGCCGGUUCGCGCUAACAUAAUCGUUCGUCCCGGUCGCGACAGUCGGAUCGCUCUCUCUCUCGAUUAUCCAGGUGACGAGGCUCCCACGCAGCAUCUCCGGGUCACGGUGCGAUUGAUUUGGAGAUUCCCCGUCGUCCAUACCGGAUUCACCGUAUUAUCCGAUGAGAAGUGGCCACAUGGCGAUGCUUAAAGCCGCGAACGGUUUCGUGGGUGCCGUCUGGUGAGCGUGUGCGAUCUACGGUGCGACUACGGACGACGUGCAUCUCGCCGUUAACUGUUGUCCUUUGUUUGUCUCCUCCGUUUCUCUUGCCGCGCGUGACACUGGGCAUCGGGGACGCGAAUCUAGUGCUGUGGUGGCCAUGCCGCUUUUCCCGCUGUUCAACCAUACCAGUAAGGUUUGACCCCGCUCGGUUGUUUACGAACGCGGAACGCUUCAGCCAUGAAAACCGAGAAGAAGCCCAACGAGCCCAGCUGUUGUCCACCAACCACGGUUGUCAAGGAUGAGCCUGAUGCCGACCCUGUCAAGAUCAAGGAAGAAGGCACAGGUGGUAAUGAUGAUGCAACUGGAGAGGACACCUCCGAGUGUCCAAGAGACCCUUGCUUGGAUCCGUCUAACGGUGAAGGCACGAUGCCUGGAGAGAAUGCUAAUGGUAACCAGCCCAUUUUGAAUUCGGUCAAGCAAGAGGGAGACCCUAAUAAUCCAACUGAUGAUCUACCUGAUUAUAGUGGAAAUGUUAUUACAGCGGACAGCAUUCAACCACUUGUUAGUAAUGUUGUGGGAAAACCAAUGGGAACUAGUACGAGCAGCGGGGAGGGUCAAUACAUGCAACAGCAAAGUCAAGUUUUUGUAUUUUCUACUGCGUUGGCGAAUAAAGCCGCAGAGACGGUGUUGCGAGGCGAAUAUCCUUCAAUUAUUGCUUAUCAUAGUGCGCAACCAGGCACUAAAAAAUAUUUGGAGAAAGGCCAUCAGGGAAAUGCGAAUAAUACUUUCCCAACUGAACAACCCCCGGAUUUACCAGCACUAGAUCCAAAUGCUUCACAAUUUUGGAACGAACAACCUAAUUUGCGAAACAUAAAUGGUGGAAACUCCCUUGGUAAUUCUGAACCAUCAUUGGAUGAUGGAAACAUAGACGUGCCUUGCCUUGUGCCGAAUUCACCUGGUAAUUCAGCCAACCCUCAACCCGCUAAUAACGCUACCAUGGGCCACAGUCCAAGUUUGUUAGGUGGCACAACGAGCCCAGGUCCAGGAGGUUUACAACCAUCUCUCCAAGGUGUUAAAGUCCCAGAUGAAAAUUUGACACCAAAACAAAGGCAGCACAGAGAAGUCCAACUAGCGACUUUACGAAAAAUGCAAAUGAUGUUAUUUCCUGGUCAUAAGGAGGAUCAAUCUGGCAAUGCUUUAACAGACACAACGCAAGGAACGACAGUGUCAUGCCCUACCACGAAUGUUCCUCCUGUUGGUGUUCCAAAUCAAUGUUCUCCAUCUAUGGAUUGGCAUAAACUACAGCAUCAAUUUCUUGAUGGAAAAAAUAAGGCAACUGUUGGUAAUCCUGGUGCAGUACCAUUGCGCGGUACCAAUAUGGUCGGAGUACCGCGAAGUCAAGGCCCGCCACCACCGUAUCAUCAAACGACUCGAUCUGCCAGCGUGCCGAUCGCGAUUCAAAGUCCGAAUCCAUCGUCUCCCAAUAAUCCGACCAGCAAUUUAUCUUUACCAUCACCGCGUGCAAGUUCCGCUCUGAAUUCACCGGCGGACUGCAAUAGGCAGUUUCAGCUUGGUAAUCAGAGGACCAGCCACUUGCCGGGACAAAGCCCGACAAGUCAAGACUCUCCGAAUCCGACGGUUGCGACGGCAGCCGUUUCGACGACGCGAUUGAAUCACAGCAAUCCAGGAACACCAGUCUCUCAUUCCCAUAUUGCUGCCCUUAGUCCUAGUGGUACUACUGCUCAAAAGGAUGCUUCCCUCGAUUUUCCUACCAAUCAACAACCAAACGUGGACGGUAUGUUUUGCCGAACACUACAAUCCUUAGCUCAACAAAAACAGCAGCAUGCUGGAAACGUUAAUGCAUCGGCCGUGAAAGAAGCAAAUUUGAUGCCAGUACCGAGCCCUCAUCAACUUCAAUAUCUUAGUACGUUUGAAGGACAGGAAUUGACCAUUCAAAAACAACCUAAUACCAGUUUAAAGGAUGGCAAUUCAUCUACAAACACCGGUAGUUCUACUGAGAUGCCCAAUAGAAUCUUAUCAGGAAGUCUAGAUAGCAACAGUCAAUUCCCUACCAGAUCGGAAGGCGCGAGUCCUGUACAAAUGGACAGUAUGAACCGAGGAUUCGCGGGUUCUCUGCAUAGUCCUCACACGCCACACACGCCACAUACGCCGGGUAGCGCCGCGCCGCAUACUCCAGCGGAUCCCGCGAAACCGGGCAACAAGUCCAGCGCGAGCGCGCAAAGUAGUCCGACACCGCACAACACCAGUAUACCCGAUAGCAUGGGUCCUCCGCGAACAGUGCCGGCAUCGCCUACCAUGAAACCCGACACGUCACCACCGUCCGCAAAAGAUGUUCAGCAGCAACAACAACAACAACAACAACAACAACAACAAGUACAGUCGCAGCAGCAACCACAACAGCAGCAGCAGCCUCCGCAACAGCAGCCUACAGUGGUAAAUCCAAACAAUUCUGGUAGUACGACGGUAGUAUCUUCAUUGAGCGGUGGUCCCGCCAGUGCUACUUCUUUCACCUGCGGCAGACCAUCCAUUAACGUGAGUCAACCAUCUGACAAUGUGCCUCUCAAUCCUAACAAUAUUGGCGGUCGACUUGGCGGCUUAAACACGAUGGGUACGAAUUUCGAUCCUAUAACGUCUCUGGCGCAGAUGAGUCAACAGCUCACGAACACGGCGGCGAGCAAUUCGCUGGGCAAUGAGCCCAUGCAUUCCGGUAAUGCUGGCAUGAUGCCGUUUGGCAAUCCACAUGCCGGCAUGCACAUGAUGCAGAUGGGUGGAGAGAUGAACGGCAGUUGUCAUAUGGGUGCAACUAGCGGGGAACCGGGCAAUGAGGUUGGCGGUAUGUGCAUGGGUCUCGCGGGUCCUCCAACGAGUUACAGUCCUACCACUUCACAUACAGGCAGCCCCGGCGGAGUUCCCAACAAGAUGGGACAUCCCGCCAUGAUGGGUGGCCACGGGAUGAUGGGCGGUCAUUCGGGCGUCGGUACAGCCGGCCCUGCUUAUCCUGGCGGUGACCCUGGACAUGCGCCUCCACCAAGAUUAAUAAGUGGCCAUGGGAUUACGGGACCUAGUCCCUACAAUGGCGCGAACGUUCAAGUAAAGCCGAAUGCGCCUAAUACCAUACAAUACUUACCGGCCAGGCCAAACGUCGGUCACGCGCCUCGGGGUCCACCCAGUCUGGAUUUCCUUCAGCGAUUCACCAAUCCGUUGUCUAAUCUAGAGUCGAAAAUGGGAGGAACUCCCUCCGUGAACCUUCAGUACUUCCCAAACGGUUGCGUGCCGAAUAGUAUGGGGGGUCCGCACAGCGGUAUGCCGUCCAAUAUGAAUGCCGCCGGAAUCCCCGGAAUGGGUGCCUCACCUAGAAUGGAUGGUCAGUCCAUGAACACCUCCGGCACCAUGCACCCGUCCAUGAGACCGGUCGGCAAUAUGCGACCGCAACCGAACUUGAUGCGGAUGCAGCAUAUGGUAGGUGGCGGCGUCUUCCCAGGUGGUUCCAUGGAUUCCGAUAAAGUCUUCCCACCCGACAUGGUGUCGCAAAACCUAUCGAAUCAGCCGAAUCCAGGCAUGUACGGCGUAUCCAGUAAUAAGGCCAGUCCGAUGGGAUUGGGACCGCCACCCGAUGCUACUCAGCCUCUACCACCGAGCAUGGGCGGCGCAACCAGCAAUUUCAAAACCGGUCCAUUUGUCGGUAGCGGACCCAGCAUGUCAGACCCAAAUUAUGCUCAACAGUUUCACAACUUCCAGCAACAGCUUUAUGCCACUGGCACCAGAGGCAGCGGGCCGCCGCAUCCUAAUCUGCAUCCACCGCCAAACUCGCAUUCGCAUCAACAAUUUUUCAUGCCGAAGUGAACGUUGCUCGGUACUGAUCCAUAUCGUAACGACGGCAAUGACGAGAACGAGAAUGACGAUGGGUACAAGGAUGAUUUUGACGGUGGCCUUUCAUCCCUCUUUUUCUCUUUCUCAAUAACUCUUUUGCUCUCUUUCUAUCUAUCCAUCUUUAUCUCUAUCUUUCGUCUAUCAGCAGGGAUGUUUCUAUUAAUCACGCGAGAUAGUUCUGGAAGUGUAAAUUGUGUUAGAGCGAUGUUGCAAAGGACAGUUAUAGGAACGAGCAUCGCUGAGUUACCUUCAAGGAUCAAUUCUAACGAUUGACGUGCGACGAAAAUUCGAAUUGACUCUUGAUUUUUGUAUAUGACAUUUACGUUUAUAUUAUGCGAGAUUUUUAUCGUUUUUGUUAAUUUUUAGAUCAUGACAUCGAAUGUCGUAUAUAUUUUCAAAUUUACUAUUUUGACAUCUUGAAAGUGUCAUUUUAAGCCGAAAUCUUCCGGAGCUAUUUGUAAAUCCUAAAUGUUGACGGAGACGCAUGAAUAUUCUCCCACGCGUUCAUGUAAAUACUGAUGUACAAUCUGGUUUUUCUUUUUCCCCUUUUUUUUGUAGAAGUUACUUCAGCGAUUGAAAAGCACAUUGCUAGAUUAUAAGAAAUAUAUUACUACAACUCGAGUGUAAAAAAAUGAGAGGAAGAAAACAGUUGAGAUUUCUUCCUUUUUUGCGCUUUGUUUAUAAUGGUUGCUCGGGGUAAAAUGUGCAGAAGUGCAUGGUACAAUGAGCAAGAGGAUUCUGGUACAUCGGUACCGUAAUUCAUCCUUCCUUUAUCACUAAAAUACUUAAAACACAGUCAAACCAGCUCAAAUUUAUUAUUGUACAUAUAUACCAUAUACAUAUUAUACAUAUUAUAUAUAUUAUAUAUAUAUAUAUAUAUAUAUAUAUAUACCUGUUGCAACAUAAUCCUUCAAUAUUGCCCAUCCCCAAUGCUCCUUCAUCAAUCCUUCCUAUGACCAACUUUGUGCAUAAUCAUGACUUCCCCUCCCCCGUCCCCUAAACCUUACCUGUAGUUUACAUUAUAAGGAAAGAAUUAAUUGAACUAAGAACAAUUAUGUUGUUGAUGAAUGAUUUUUAUUAUAAAUGAAAAAUAAAGAUAUUUACAAGAAG